Messenger RNA from Vigna radiata var. radiata (mung bean), 1834 nucleotides. Its product is annotated as putative pentatricopeptide repeat-containing protein At1g02420. The record is from RefSeq and is a predicted model, not a curated record. Gene Ontology annotation, molecular function: protein binding. NCBI's taxonomy places the organism in Eukaryota, Viridiplantae, Streptophyta, Magnoliopsida, Fabales, Fabaceae. The coding region runs from base 74 to 1576 and encodes 500 amino acids. The transcript has a single exon.
CCUCUUAUAGUUAUUACAUAAAGACGCGAACCUGUUUCAGUUCUUGUUUUCCUUCACUUUACAAAUUCAAAAAAUGUUGGUGAGGCGUUUCUCGGUGAAAUCGCGGUUGAAUUGUGCUCUUCCCUCAAUCGUAUUUCCACACUGCUUCUCAAGCACCAAUGAAAACGAUGACGUACAGAAAGUGUUCGGCAUACUUAGCAGCACUUCCACGCCGGAACAGCUGAAACAAUCCUUGAAAUCAAGCGGUGUUUUCCUCUCCAAUGAAUUGAUCGAUCAAGUUCUCAAGAGGGUUCGCUUCAGCCAUGGGAACCCCUCCCAAACGCUUGAGUUUUUCCGUUACACCGGAAGAAGGAAAGGGUUUUACCAUACUGCGUUUUCCCUCGACACCAUGCUCUACAUUCUUGGAAGAAGCCGCAUGUUUGGUCACGUUUGGGACCUCUUAAUCGAAUGCCGUCGAAAAGACCAAACGGCCAUAACGGCUCGCACCGUUAUGGUCGUGUUGGGCAGAAUUGCCAAAGUGUGUUCAGUUCGACAAACGGUGGACUCGUUUAGAAAGUUCAGGAAGCUGGUGACUGAGUUUGAUACUAAUUGUUUCAAUGCUCUGUUGAGAACGUUGUGUCAGGAGAAGAGCAUGACGGAUGCUAGAAANGUUUACCAUAGUUUNAAGCAUCGGUUUCGNCCAAAUUUACAGACUUUUAACAUUCUUCUUUCCGGGUGGAAGACCCCUGAGGAUGCUGAGGGGUUCUUGAAGGAGAUGAAGGAAAUGGGGGUGGCACCUGAUGUUGUUACAUACAAUAGUUUGGUGGAUGUUUACUGCAAGGGGAGGGAAAUUGAGAAGGCGUAUAAGGUGCUCGAGGAAAUGCGUGAACGGGAUUUGUCGCCGGAUGUAAUCACGUAUACAUGUAUCAUUGGUGGGUUGGGGUUGAUUGGGCAGCCUGAUAAAGCCAGAGAUGUUUUGAAGGAGAUGAAGGAGUAUGGGUGUUACCCUGAUGCUGCAGCCUACAAUGCUGCCAUCAGGAAUUUCUGCAUUGCAAAGAGGCUUGGUGAUGCUAAUGGUUUGGUGGAGGAGAUGGUGAGCAAGGGUUUGAGUCCGAAUGCAACUACUUACAAUUUGUUCUUUAGGGUAUUUUACUGGUCCAAUGAUUUGCAUAACUCUUGGAUCAUGUACAAUAGGAUGAUGGUUGAGGGGUGUCUUCCGAAUACGCAGUCUUGUAUGUUCUUGAUAAGGUUGUUUAGAAAGUAUGAGAAGGUGGAUAUGGCGCUGCAAUUAUGGGGGAACAUGGUGGAAAAGGGUUUUGGGUCGUAUACCUUGGUUUCUGACGUGCUGUUUGACUUGCUUUGUGAUAUGGGGAAGUUGGAAGAAGCAGAGAAGUGCUUUUUGGAGAUGAUUGAAAAGGGGCAGAAACCGAGUAAUGUGUCGUUUAGAAGAAUUAAGGUUCUUAUGGAACUAGCAAAGAGACAUGAGGCCCUUGAGAGCUUGACGCAGAAAAUGUCCAUAUUUGGGCGACCACUCCAAUUGCAUCAAAGUUCGAUGAGCAAAACUGACACAGCGGAUUCUCUCUUUACUAAUAGUUAGAACUGAUUGUGGCAAAAUGAAUGGAAGAUCAAGCGUCUUAAAUCUGUUACAGAAGUGGUUGGAACAUUCAAUAAUGCCUUUUAAUAUUAGUUUGAGACAUUUGCGAUAAGAGAGUUGAACGGUUAUUUAGGUGGAGUCAGAAGUUUUUCUGUUAACUGCAAAUUGGGGUUGACAUAAGUGUGUUGGGACUGUUGUGACAUGAGUUGUGAUCAAUCCAUUUGUGUUGGGCCAUGUGCAAGCAGUAAGUAACUUGAACUC